Molecule: messenger RNA, 306 nt
Organism: Schizophyllum commune H4-8
Lineage: Eukaryota; Fungi; Basidiomycota; Agaricomycetes; Agaricales; Schizophyllaceae
Exons: 4
Coding region: 1-306 (101 amino acids)
Source: RefSeq, a predicted model, not a curated record
AUGCAGCUCUCCUUCGUUACCGCCUUCGCCCUUCUCGCUGCUGGGGUCUCGGCCGCGCCUGCCCCUGUGGCUGAAAUUCGUACUGCUCAAAUCAAGUGCCCUAUUGUCGAAUGUUUGGCCGCCCUUGCGCCAACUGUCGCUAUCUGCGGUGUCGCGGCUGCUCAAGGUGGCGCCGACGUCCCCAACGACGUGGUCUGCCUCGCAUCCGCUGCGAACUCGGCUGUCAACUUCCCCGACAGCUGCAACCAGUGCGCGGACGAGCUUGGCGUGGACAUCCCCGACAUUCCGGGCACCCCCAAGGCCUAA